AAACAGCUUCAAGGUCUCACACCUUCAAAAAUAAGUCUUUUAAGAAAUCCAGUAUCUGUGGAUUUUGCGAACAAGUCAUUGACAACCAAGGAAUUUCCUGCAGAGGUGGAGACACCCUGCUUUCUUCCAAGCAGCUAUGAGCUGAAUUCCAGCAGUGUUUUGAAGAACUCAUCUUUCAGUUGUGACAAAGUAUCACGAAGUGCCGACUUUGAUCACAUUAUGGAGGAAGGCUCUGAACUUGACCUCACUUACAUCACAGAGCGGAUUAUUGCUGUAUCGUUCCCUGUGGGCUGUUCUGAGGAAACUUACCUCCACAAUCUACAAGAAGUAACACAAAUGCUCAAAUCCAAACAUGGUGAUAAUUACUUGGUAUUAAACCUCUCUGAAAAGAGGUAUGACCUUGGCAAGCUUAACCCAAAGAUUAUGGAUGUGGGGUGGCCUGAUUUCCAUGCUCCGCUUCUUGAUAAGCUGUGCACCAUCUGUAAGGCUAUGGAGUCCUGGCUGGACAAUGAUCCUCAACACGUGGUGGUGAUCCAUUGCAGAGGAGGAAAAGGAAGGAUAGGUGUAGUCAUAUCAUCAUAUAUGCACUUUACCAAUGUUUCUGCAAGUGCUGAUCAGGCUCUAGACAGAUUUGCUAUGAAGAAAUUCUUUGAUGAUAAAGUUUCAGCUUUAAUGCAGCCGUCCCAAAGAAGAUACGUGCAGUUCUUAAGUGGCCUUCUAUCUGGAUCUGUGAAAAUGAAUGCAACCCCUCUUUUCCUGCACUAUGUUAUCCUUCAUGGCAUCCCCAACUUAGAUGCUGGGGGAGCUUGUUGGCCUUUUCUGAAGUUAUACCAGGCUAUGCAGCCAGUUUAUACAUCUGGAAUAUAUAGCAUACAGUCAGAAAAUCAAAGUCAAAUCUGCAUUGCUAUAGACCCUGCCCAGCUUUUGAAAGGAGAUAUUAUGAUAAAGUGUUAUCACAAAAAAUACAAGUCAGCUACUCGUGAUGUGAUUUUUCGCCUUCAGUUUCACACUGGAGCUAUUCAAGGACAUGGCUUGGUGUUGGGCAAAGAAGAUUUGGAUAAUGCCAACAAAGAUGACCGUUUCCCUGACUACAGCAAGGUGGAAUUAGUGUUUUCAGAAACUCCAGAGAAAAUUCGAGGAUGUGAACACCUUCAUAACGAUCAUGGAGUAAUAGUUGAUUACAAUACAUCAGACCCAUUGAUACGCUGGGAUUCGUAUGAAAAUAUGAGCCCUGAUGGGGAAGUAUUGCAUACCCAAGGACCCAUUGAUGGCAGUCUGUAUGCAAAAGUGAGAAAGAAGAGCUCUUCAGACGGCAACAUCCCUGGUGUUGCUCAGGGUGUUCAUGUUACAGGCAGUCCUGAUCACAGUGAUCAUACCCUGUCUGUCAGUAGUGAUUCUGGACGCUCCACAGCUUCCAUCAGAACAGACAAGACUGAGGAACGCGUUGUCCCAGGAGUUAAAUGGGGUUUGAGCCCACAAGAGAAGGCAGAACUGGACCUGCUACUUAGUGGCUUUGGUCUAGAGGAUUCUGUCAGCACUGCCAAGGAUAUGACUGAUGCUCAAAACAAGUACAGUGCUACUCACCACAUUGUGCCAGCUCACAUUCACAUGAAUGAAGUCACCAAAAUGAAGGACAGGGAGACUGAUAUUCUGGAUGAUGAAAUGCCUAAUCAUGACCUUCACAGUGUGGACAGCAUUGGGACGUUGUCUUCCUCAGAAGGGCAGCAUUCUACCCACCUAGGGAACUUCAGUUGCCACAAGAGCAGUCAAAACUCACUUUUUUCAGAUGGCUUUGGAAGUAAUGCUGGGGAAGAGCAUCGCAAUUUUGCUGCAGACCUGGGCAUUGGUGUGGAUUCUGUCUUUGAGAGGUCAUUUGGAAGCACUGAGCCAAAGUCAACUGAGCAAUUGCAACAGAAUCCUUCUAUCUCACCCCAUCCACAAGCCUAUCACCCAAGUAACUACUCUACUCAGACCUGGGUACGCCAGCAGCAGAUGGUCACUGCUCACCAAUAUGGUUUUGCCCCAGAGAAUGAAAUUAGGGUUGGCAUUCAUAACACUGUGGAGAAGUUGGGCAGUGUCCAGAGACAGUCCCAAGUCCCAGAUGCUCCAACACGUAGCUCUAGCAGCAGAGAUGCUGGGCAAAGAGGGCUAGGAAGCAUGCUGGGUGCUGCAGAAGCUGAAGAACAUGAAAGUGCUGACAAUUUUAAGUCAAGGUCAAUGCCUCAGAGGAACACAAAUGGCCUGGAUGUAGGACAAAAUGCUGGGGACUUGCCAGCUUCUCCAACUUUGGAUAUUGAUCAGUCCAUUGAACAAUUGAACAGGCUGAUCUUGGAGUUAGACCCUACAUUUGAACCUAUCCCAACCCACAUUGAUUCUCUCACCAGUGACAGAAAUCAAGUAAAUGACUUCAGCAGCCUUGAUGCACACAUGGAAGAGCUUAACAGUAGUUCUGGCUUCCAUGACAAAUUUGAGGUCAGAAGCAGGAAUGCCUCCGGAUAUGCAACAGGUAUGCAAGAUGAUGAUGCAACAGAGAAAAGGCUCAGAAAGUUAAGUGUUGGGCAGUAUGACAAUGAUAUUCCUGGGGAAUCAUCAUAUAACAGGUGUGGAUGGAUGAAGUCUGCUAGUCACCAGGCUGUAAUUCCAAGAUCACCGGUUGCUGGAGGGAAAACCAAGGAGAUGAUGGUUGUACAUUACCGAGAUGAAAUAGAUGGGGGCAUCUUCUCUGCAAUAAAAAAUGGAAAUGAAGCUGUCACAUUCACAUCAACUUUUCCUCUGUCACCAGAGGUGACAUAUGUGACAACACCUCCACCAUGCCAUCAGCAGAUUCCCUCCAGCCAAAAGGUCAGCAGCCCAUCAGAGCUGUACAGAACCAUUUCUGAAUCUCAAAGUUACACGGAAGCCAUUAACCUCUCUGUGGUGAUGUCUGAUGGCACCGUGGGCACUAACUCUUCUUUGCUGAGGGCCAACAUGCAGACUGAUCCUUCUUUUCAGCGCUGUUUUGCAUCUUCAUCUACUAUUACAAAUAGCAGUCCUAUCCCAGGGGCAGAAAGCUCUUCUGUCACAGAAUAUCCUUGGCUUGAAAACAGCUCUAAAGCUUCCCUGUCAACCCAGUUUUCAGUGGGAAACACCAGGCAGCCAGGAGGUUACCUUGUGCCCUCUGAAUUUUCAAGUGCUGUGCAGGAUAUCUCUCUCCUGUCUCAUUUCCAAACUCCAGGAAUGCAAGUUGUCACCCUGAGCAACCUGGAGAGUUCACCAGCAAAGCCACACCGAGAACAUGGUAUCAGCAGCAGUGCCCAUGCCUACCUGAGCUACAGCACUGGUACCAGGGACAGUAGCUCCUCCCAAGAGGAGACACAAGCUACUUGCAUAGCCAAUGCUAGCACUUCUAAAACGCUGAGCUCAUCAGUGGCAAGUGCUGAUGACAAUGACUUUUUGAUGCAGAACUUUCUCACAGUGACCUCUGGACACAACAGCCGGAACAGUGCAGUUCCACAUCACCAUGGAGGGAACCUACAUGCUCAACCUCCUCUUCCAGAGAAGACGAGGUCCUCUGAAGGAGAAUGUUCCGUUUACUCUGUGUCACCGUCUUCAAGUGGCUUCUCUAGCCCUCACAGUGGAAGCACAAUCAGUAUUCCCUUCCCAAAUGUCCUCCCAGAUUUCUCAAAAAUGUUAAGCCCUUCCCCAGUGCCAGAAGACACAGCUGAUAAACAUGUGACUGUAAAAUUUGUUCAAGACACAUCCAAGUUCUGGUAUAAGCCAGAUAUUUCAAGAGAACAAGCCAUUGCUGUUCUCAAGGAAAAGGAACCUGGGUCUUUCAUUGUUCGAGACAGUCAUUCUUUCCGGGGAGCCUAUGGGCUAGCAAUGAAAGUUGCCACACCACCUCCUUCUGUGCUACAGUUAAAGAAAGUUGGAGAUUCAUCAAAUGAACUUGUAAGGCAUUUUCUGAUUGAAUGUACUCAGAAGGGGGUACGCUUGAAAGGAUGCCCGAAUGAACCAUAUUUUGGGAGUUUGACAGCUCUAGUGUAUCAGCAUUCCAUCACUCCACUGGCACUGCCCUGCAAGCUCCUCAUCCCAGACAGAGAUCCCUUGGAGGAGAUAGCAGAAACUUCUCCACAAACUGCUGCAAACUCAGCUGCGGAGCUUCUCAAACAGGGUGCAGCUUGUAACGUUUGGUACCUGAAUUCAGUAGAGAUGGAGUCCCUCACAGGAUACCAGGCAGUACAGAAAGCUUUGAGCCUGACGCUGAUGCAAGAUCCGUCUCCUAUCUCAACCGUUGUCCAUUUCAAGGUGUCUGCUCAGGGAAUCACACUGACAGAUAAUCAAAGAAAACUCUUUUUUCGGCGACAUUAUUCAGUCAACACUGUUAUUUUCUGUGCUUUGGAUCCACAGGACAGAAAGUGGAUGAAAGAUGGUCUUUCUGCAAAAGUGUUUGGGUUCAUUGCCAGGAAGCAAGGCAGUGCCACAGACAACGUAUGCCACCUCUUUGCAGAGCAUGAUCCAGAACAACCUGCCAGUGCUAUUGUAAACUUUGUAUCAAAGGUCAUGAUUGGAUCCCAGAAGAAGAUCUGAUGCCUUUCCAUCCUUGAUUCAGAACUCUUUGCUGGCUUCACUGAAGGAAAUCACUGUGAGAGGGAGAAAAGCUAUUCAGCAACAAUGUCUGAAUAUUGUCAUUCCCAAUAAUGAAAGCAGAGGAUGAUCUGUGUAUUGUGUUUGCAAGACCUCAGGCUUUUAUUUCAAGAUGCAUUAUUUCUUUGUUUUUAUAUCAGAGGACAAAACAAAAGAAGCUGGGUGCCACCCUAAACCACGUAGCCCUUACCUGAAUGAAGCAUAAAUGAAGAACUUUCCUCCUGAUGAGUUCUAAUGUAUCUUCAUAUGCUGUUUCUCAUAGUUUGGAGCAGAAAUACUUAGUAGAUUGCACUACUUUUUUGUUCAGGAAGUGUUUUGUAAAGCCUCCUCAAAGACACUUGCCAUGAUUGCAUCAAUGGUAGUUAUAGGCCUUGCAAACAUAAAUUUAGGAGAGUGAUCAUCUGAGGAAAACUAUUUGCUCUUUCCUAUGUCUUUGUGAUCAGUGAUGAGAACUGAAUGGAGAAACAGGAAGAUGCAUGUGAAGAGAACGUUUGUGCAAGUUGUUUUGUGGUAAGAAAGGAGUGGCAGUAUGGAAUAUUCAGGAAGAUUGCUCUGUAUUUAGUGUUAAGAAGGCUGAGCUAUUUUAGUUUGAAAAUUUUUCAGUAGAGCAGAAGUGGCAAAACAAAAAGAGGUAUGAAAAUCUGUUCUCUAAUUGAGGGGGGGUUGUAAUUUUUUUAAUAUGGAGAACUAGGCAGGGGAGAUUAAGCAUUUUAUAAUUACAGGAUAAAAAUGAGAGGAAAGCAAAGAGAAAGAUUGUAUAAUUUAUGCAUUUUCACCAGUAACAGAUUAUUUAUAGUGAAUCUCAGAUCUUGGUAUGCCAGAGAGAUAAUUCUUAAACUAGACCACUAUUGAGCUUUACCUUUAGCACUAAUUUGUGUAAGCAAAUGUGUGUGUAGGCUGGGCCUUGCUAGAGAAAAUAGUCUGAUAUUUUGUCUUUUGUCUUACAGUGACAACACUCUUCCCAUUUUCUGCCUCUGCAACACUGUUUUAUUCCCCUACAUAAUAUGUAAUUAUAUUUACGGACUCUUCUACCCCAUUAUUUUGCUGGAGUUCUGAGGAUUAUUUUACCUUUUUUUUUCAUCUAUAGGAACUAUAUUGAUUUGUUAUUCCUUGAGCUAGAGAAUCUGAAAGUGAAUUGAAUUUAUUUUGUUACUUCGUCCCAUUUCUUGAGAGCAAUUAUGUCAUGAUUUCUGCAUCCAGCACACUUGUACAUAUCUCUUUAUCUUUCUUAACACAUUGAUAUAUGAAAUGCAUAAGAAAGUGCUAUUUAGCUUUAUGGAAAAUUGAUGCAGUAGGUUACAGUGGAAGCCUGAAGUGGAAGAGAGAGUAAGCCACUGAGGUCUCCUUUCCAGUUCCCAUUCAUUCAAAAAGAGCAGUACUAGACCCCAUCAGAACUGAUGGUUAUAAUGCAACUUUAGUGGGGCAAGUGCUGAAAAUUUUCAUUGCUUCUAUUUCUUUCAUGUGCAACUGUCAAUAUUAGUUAAAAACCUGAGGAAUAAAAUAACAUUUUGUAUUUUGUAUGUUGAUAGAUGAGCCACUUUAUCCACUUGUAGAUUUUAAUCCUUUUAUCUGCCAAUUUGAACUAUAUUUGCCCUGUAUAAAAUAUGUUUUUUUUUAACAGCUCUCUCUGUAUUUCCUGAAGUGUUGGGGCCAUGUUAAACCUUUUUCAGUGACCAUAGCUGAAGUGUUACCAAAUUAUUUGUGUAACUACCAAUUUUGUGUAAAUAACUUUAUGUUUUUUAAGAGGAAAGUGAGGAGGAAGAGAGAGAGAGAAGAAAUACUUGAAGUUUUAUGUAUUUGGACCAGAAAGUGGUCUAUUAGUAGCAGCAGGCAUUGGAUAUCUGUAGAGGGGUGAAGCAAUUCAAAGUGCGGAAUUCAAUAGUUAUCCAUUGAAGCAAAAAAGGCAAGUACCUCAGAUUAGUAACAUAUAAUUCUGUUCUUUUGGCACAGAGGCAUACUACUUAACAGUGUUUAUGUACCAUCCAAAAAAAGAAUGCAGUUCUUACAACUAGGAGCUUUGCUCCUUUUACAAAAUAUGUGAACAAGUUUUCUUUUAAUAUUCUUUUGGUGUGGUAAGGUUCCAGUUGCGUAAUCUCAUCACCCUGUUGGAGCCCACAGAAAUUUUUCAGUUUACAUUAAAAGUAGAUUUAAGUCCCGCUUAGAUUUUAAGCUGAUGUGUCGUAAGAAUUGAAAUGAGGAGGAUUUUUAAACUAUAUUUUUUCACUUAUGUAGAUAAUAAAUUUUAGUGUAUCUUCUUAGACACUAAGUGUUGGCCUUUGGGCUGAAAACAAAAUGUCUUAUUUUCCUGUAUUGUCAUUUCCAUUCAGGACCUUAUUUUAUAUUCCUUAUGCUUUCUUAAGGUGUGCUGAAUUCAAAAGCAUGAGGGAUUGCAUGCUGACACUCCUGGUGGUAUUUUCUGAGAGUCUAGCUCUACUUGCUAAGUGGGAAAAAAGAAGUUACCCUGUUUCUCAGGGAGAUUUUCUAUUUUGCAUUCCCUUGGAUGGUAUAUUGCCAUGUGCAUUUGCUUUUUAAUGAAUUUUAAAAUGGACAAAGCAAGAUAGUUCGGUAUGUAACAUUAUGUAGUCUGUGUAGAAAAAUAGUAAUGGAACUUACAUGUUCAUAGGAAAUAUAAGAUUACUUUCAAGAUUUUUGGUAGAUAUGUAUAUACAAUUUCAUAACUAAUAGCAGCAAGUUGACACAUAUAUUUAGCCAGACUCCUGUUAAUGUGGUUCAUAAAUACACUAUUAUAAUCAUACAGUGUUAAACUACAAAAAUGCUAAAAGCCAUGCUUUAUAUUAACGGUUUCAUGUAUCCAACACUGUCAUUAUAUAUUUAGUAUUUCUUUCUUGUUUUUUCCUACUAGUGAAAAUUUUAAGUUUUUUUCUUCAAACUGUAAAGAAGCAUCUAAAAGUCUUCAGUAUAUAAAUGAAUGUUCUAUAAAUUCUUUGUAUAGUCAUUUUCUCUGCUCUUCAGAUGCCACCUCUUUCAGAUUAUAAUAAAAUUACAAAAGUGAAAUU
Molecule: messenger RNA, 7643 nt
Organism: Melospiza georgiana
Lineage: Eukaryota; Metazoa; Chordata; Aves; Passeriformes; Passerellidae
Gene: TNS3
Product: tensin 3
Exons: 29
Coding region: 220-4569 (1449 amino acids)
Biological process (GO): dephosphorylation
Molecular function (GO): phosphatase activity; protein binding
Source: RefSeq, a predicted model, not a curated record